CCACUCCCACGUGACUUCUUCAUUUCCACUAGCAACUUCAAAAGCCAGCUGCUCCCCACACUCCACCCGCCACUUUGUCCUCUCUCAAAUGCAAAUGCUUCUCCUCCUUCACUUCCUCCUCGUCGCCGUUGCCGCCGCUGCAACUCCCUCCCUGUCCCAGACCACAACCUACCUCCUCCCGCCCGACGCCGUUUCUCUGCUUUCCUUCAAGUCCAAGGCCGACUUGGACAAUAAGCUUCUCUAUACUCUCAACGAGCGCUUCGACUACUGCGAAUGGCAAGGCGUCAAGUGUGUGCAGGGCCGCGUAGUUCGCUUCGUCCUCCAAGGUUUCUCUCUCCGUGGCACCUUCGCUCCCAACACUCUCUCCCGUCUCGACCAGCUUCGAGUCCUCAGUCUUCAGAACAACUCUCUCUCCGGUCCCUUUCCCGAUCUCUCCCCUCUCCUUAACUUGAAAUCCCUCUUUUUGGGCCACAAUUCCUUCUCUGGAUCUUUUCCUCCUUCUAUUUUGUUGCUUCAUAGGCUCAAUGUUCUUGAUCUUUCUUACAAUAAUCUCACCGGUCACAUUCCGGUUCAGUUGUCUGCUCUCGACCGGCUUAGUUCUCUUCGGUUAGAGCGGAAUCACUUCAAUGGUUCGCUCCCGCCAUUGAACCAGUCUUUUCUCAUUUUUUUCAAUGUUUCCGGGAAUAAUCUCACGGGGCCAAUUCCUGUCACUUCUACUCUUUCCAAGUUUGAUACGUCGUCGUUUUCCCUCAACCCGGAUCUCUGUGGUGAGAUUAUCAACAAGGCAUGUACUAGGACGCGCUCUCCGUUUUUUGAUUCUCCGUCAUCAUCCAAUGCCACCUCGCCGACGGCAACUCUGGGCCAGAGCGCGCAGGCGGAAGGCGGUGUUGGAGUGGUGGUUUUAUCUCCGCCAUCGCCGCAGAAGCACAAGAGAACUACUGCUAUUUUGGGUUUUGCUGUUGGUGUUUCGGUGUUGAUAGUGUCUCUUUUAUGUAUCUUUUUUGUUCUGCUCAAGAAACAGAGCAAACAAGCAAAUUCGCAGGAAAAACAGUUGGCGGCAACAACAUCUGCAACCGAGGCUGCGAAUUCGAUUCAUACAAACUCGACAGGGGACGCUCAAGCUUUUAGAGAAUAUGGCGAAGCAAUAGUAAAUUCGGAAACGAGAGGAAUUGAAGUACAACAAAUGAGAAGAGCGGAGAAGAGUGGUAUUUUGGUGUUCUGUGGAGGGAACACACAGAUAUACACAUUGGAGCAGCUUAUGAGAGCUUCCGCGGAGUUGCUGGGGAGGGGUUCUAUAGGGACUACGUAUAAGGCUGUGCUAGAUAAUCACCUGAUAGUGACGGUAAAGAGGCUUGAUGCGAGUAAGACUGCCAUUACGAGUAGUGUUGCGUUUGAAGGGCAUAUGGAAGCCGUGGGUGGGCUUCGCCACCCGAACUUGGUGCCGAUCAUGGCAUACUUCCAGGCCAAGGGAGAGAGGCUCGUUAUAUAUGAUUAUCAACCCAAUGGCAGCCUCUUCAAUCUCAUUCACGGUUCAAGAUCCACUAGAGCGAAGCCUCUUCAUUGGACAUCAUGCUUAAAGAUAGCAGAAGAUGUGGCCCAGGGUCUUGCAUAUAUCCACCAAGCAUCGAAACUGGUUCAUGGCAACCUGAAAUCUUCCAACAUUCUCCUUGGAGCUGAUUUUGAGGCCUGUAUCACAGACUAUUGCCUUGCCGCCCUUGCAGACGCAUCUACUGAAGAUCCUGAUUCCACAGCAUGCAAAGCACCUGAGAUCCGCAAGUCUAGCCAUCGAGCCACUGCCAAAACUGAUGUGUAUGCAUUUGGUGUGCUAUUACUCGAGCUUUUGACUGGUAAACAUCCAUCACACCAUCCAUUCCUUGCACCCGCUGAUAUGUUGGACUGGGUCAGAGCAGUUAGGGAAGAUGAUGGUGCAGAAGAUAACCAAUUAGGAAUGCUUACUGAAGUUGCCAGUGUUUGUAGCUUGACUUCUCCAGAACAAAGACCGGCAAUGUGGCAAGUGUUGAAGAUGAUACAUGAAAUAAAGGAAAGUGCCAUGGUAGAGGAUAAUACAGCUGCUGGAUAUUCAUAGUUCUCUGUUGUGUACAUUUACAAGAUUGGAUGCAUGGAACAAACUGCGAACUCGGCCGCUUCAAACCAUAGCUUUGGGAGGUAGGUUUCUAAAAUUAUUUAUAUGAUCUAAUGGAACUCUAGGAAGCUACAGGAACGCCAGUCAGAUGUCACCUUUAAAUGGAGGAUAAAUCGUGAUUUUGUAAAGAUUCUACUAUUCUUUCCGUGGAGUGUUAUCAUUUUGAUCGCUUGCCAAAUGGACCUUUGAUGGUUAAGAAAUCAACUCCUUCUAUAUUUGGGUUUUCAUUCUUUAAAGCAGAAUUGGCAAGCAAUUUCCAUUUUCAACAAGGAGUAACAUGAAGUUCAUCCGUUUUGCUCCAGAACAGAAACACACAUGGAGAGGUAGAUCUUUUAGUGGUAGCAUUAAGGUAUUACAAAUUGUAUGGUUAAGAUGGUGUUGGAGAUGGUGGUGUAGCAAGUAAUAGGAGGAAGACGAUGAAAGAUACAGCAGAUUUGUUUUUGCAGGCCUGAUGUCGAGUUUGUACUGUUUGAGUUCAGUCAGCAGAUUGCUCUCCUUUGUAGCUUGGACUUAUGUUUUGGACCUUGUAGUGGAUUUGACCAUCUGCUUCA
Hevea brasiliensis (rubber tree) is the source of this 2694-nucleotide messenger RNA. RefSeq names its product probable inactive receptor kinase At5g67200. Gene Ontology annotation, molecular function: ATP binding; protein kinase activity; protein binding. The transcript has 2 exons. The record is from RefSeq and is a predicted model, not a curated record. Gene Ontology annotation, biological process: protein phosphorylation. NCBI's taxonomy places the organism in Eukaryota, Viridiplantae, Streptophyta, Magnoliopsida, Malpighiales, Euphorbiaceae. Bases 89 to 2086 code for a protein of 665 amino acids.